Messenger RNA from Tilletiopsis washingtonensis, 681 nucleotides. RefSeq lists its product as hypothetical. The record is from RefSeq and is a predicted model, not a curated record. Lineage: Eukaryota; Fungi; Basidiomycota; Exobasidiomycetes; Entylomatales. The transcript has 2 exons. Bases 52 to 594 code for a protein of 180 amino acids.
CUCGCCAUCGCCGCGGCCGUCUGAGGCUGUCAUGCCUGGACAUCGGCUAUUAUGCGCAGCGCAAGCUCAAGUGCAGGGCCCCAGCCAUUUUUGGUGCAGCUCUGGAGCCAAGGCGCUUUGCAAAUGCGGCCUCGAGCAGAGCCUGGCGGACGCGAGUACAUCGCGACGCGACUGCACAGGCAGCUGCGAGGACGCGCCGCCUUGCCUCAAAAGGCAGCUUCUGCCUUGGCCGUCCUUCCUCCUCUUCUCCCACACACCUCGUCUCUGGUCUCAACUUCUUUGACCUGCCUCUCAGCUCUGCACUGUCGCUUCCAGCUCCUGGCCUCCUCACACACCUCCAAGCUCUCCUUCGCCAUGGACACCGCCAUGCCCAGCGCGCCCGACACGCCUGCUGCGCCCGCUGCGGCCGCCGCUCCGUCCGCACCUGCCGCGGCUGCCGGGGCCAUGGCCGGCAUGGCAGUCUCCGUCACGUCGUCCGAUGACCAAGUUGGAUAUGCUGCGUCGGAUGAUGAGAUGAGCAGCAAUAGCAGCGACGUCUUCGACGAGCGUAGGAUCGAGGCUGAUUUGGCAAACGAUCUCUGGCGCGCCAUCUGAAGCCGGCAGAGAUUCUGCGCGAGGUAUCCAUCCUCUGUCUCUCCGCUCACAAGCGCCUGCUAGACGACGGCGACGUUCCCAACGCGU